AUGCUAAUGGAUUUCCUUCUAAUUGGUCUGUAUUUAAAGUGGACGCUAAGAAAGCCCCCUGGGUUGUUACUGUGCUCUCUGGGCAUCCUUUUGAAAAUGGUUCCCCUGGUAGGGGGCACCUGUCCAAGACUGUGCCGCUGCGACAGCAAGCUCCUCUACUGUGAGGGGCUCAACUUGACGGACAUUCCCCAUAACCUGAGCAGCGCCACCGGCUUAUCCCUUCGGGAGAACAACAUCUCAGAGCUACGUGAGGGGCACUUUGUUGGCCUGUCGCAGCUCACCUGGCUAUACUUGGAUCAUAACAACAUCGAAUACAUAGAGGAGAGUGCUUUCGAGAGGCUGCGGAGGAUUAAAGAAUUGGACCUGAGCACCAAUCGGAUAGAGAGCCUGUCUAAUGGAACCUUCAGACCCCUACCCAAUCUGCGCAUCUUGGAUUUAUCCUACAACAGACUGCAGUCCCUGGAGCCAGACCUUUUCCAUGGGCUUAGGAAGCUUACUAAUUUGCAUUUACGGUACAAUGCCCUAAAAUUUGUGCCUGUACGUAUCUUUCAAGACUGUAGGAGCAUGCAGUUUCUGGAUUUGGGCUACAACCAGCUGCAGAGCCUGGCCCGAAACUCAUUUGCUGGUCUUUUUAAGCUGACGGAGCUGCAUCUGGAGCACAAUGAGCUGGUGAAAAUCAACCUGGCCCACUUUCCCCGCCUCAUCUCACUGCGCACACUCUACAUGCGUAAUAACAAGGCCACCAUUGUGGUCAGCACCCUAGACUGGACCUGGCACUUCCUGGAAAAGAUUGAUUUCUCAAACAAUGAGAUUGAAUACAUCGAGCCACAUGUCUUUGAGAGUGUGCCCAACCUCAAGGAGCUCAUGCUGGACUCUAAUAAGUUGACAUAUGUAGACCAGCGCAUUCUGGGCUCCUGGACAUCCCUGGGUAGUAUCACAUUGUCUGGGAAUGCAUGGGAAUGUAGCCGCAAUGUCUGUGCCCUGGCCUCUUGGCUGAGCAGCUUCCAGGGCCAACGUGACAGUGCCUUGCAGUGUGCCAGUCCAGACAUGGCCCAAGGUGAGGACAUCCUGGAUGCUGUUUAUGCCUUCCAGCUAUGUGAAGAUGGCGUCGAGGCCACCACUCAGACCUAUACAGCUACUAGAGACCUGGCCAGAGGCUCCAUUUUUAAAGGUCCCACCAGGACACCGUAUGAUUUGCAAGACAUGGAGGGUGGCGAGGUGGUGACCAAUUCCUUCACAGUGACUGCAGCCACCGAUGACCUGGAGAGCACCAUGCAGAUCCACAAGGUAGUGACAGGUACCAUGGCACUCAUCUUCUCAUUCCUGAUUGUAGUGCUCAUGCUCUAUGUGUCUUGGAAGUGUUUCCCAGCUGGCGUGAGGCAGAUGAGACAGUGCUUCAGCAACCAGCGACGCAAGCAGAAACAAAAGCAGACCAUGCAGCAGAUGGCCACCAUGUCUACUCCCGAAUACUAUGUUGACUACAAGCCCAACCAUAUCGAAGGGGCCCUCGUCAUCAUCAAUGAAUAUGGAUCCUGCACUUGCCAGCAACAGGCAUCUCGAGAGUGUGAGGUGUGA
Messenger RNA from Neoarius graeffei (lesser salmon catfish), 1575 nucleotides. It is a transcript of the gene lrrtm1, whose product is annotated as leucine rich repeat transmembrane neuronal 1. Bases 1 to 1575 code for a protein of 524 amino acids. Lineage: Eukaryota; Metazoa; Chordata; Actinopteri; Siluriformes; Ariidae. Gene Ontology annotation, molecular function: protein binding. The transcript has a single exon. The record is from RefSeq and is a predicted model, not a curated record.